AUGGGUUACUUGUGUUCUCCGUACACGUGUGAGCACUGGGAUCAAGUGUCAGACUUCACUAAAUCUCUGGCGCUCGAUCCAGUGGGUCCUGGGGCGUUCCUGAUCCCGUUCUCGGUGAUGCUGGUGAUCGCCGGCCUGCCGCUGAUGUUCAUGGAGCUGAGCUUCGGGCAGUUCGCGAGCCUCGGCCCGGUGGCCAUCUACCAGGCGUUCUGCCCGCUGUUCCGCGGCCUCGGCUACGGCAUGGUGAUCGUGUCGGCCAUCGUGAUGCUCUACUACAACCUCAUCAUCGCCUGGACCAUCUUCUACAUGUUCGCGUCGCUGCGGCCCGUGCUGCCCUGGCAGAACUGCGAGCCGGAGUGGAGCACCGACAGUGAGUAG
Molecule: messenger RNA, 378 nt
Organism: Schistocerca piceifrons (Central American locust)
Lineage: Eukaryota; Metazoa; Arthropoda; Insecta; Orthoptera; Acrididae
Product: sodium- and chloride-dependent neutral and basic amino acid transporter B(0+)-like
Exons: 2
Coding region: 1-378 (125 amino acids)
Biological process (GO): sodium ion transmembrane transport
Cellular component (GO): membrane
Source: RefSeq, a predicted model, not a curated record